This is a messenger RNA of Saprolegnia parasitica CBS 223.65, 1386 nucleotides long. RefSeq lists its product as hypothetical. Gene Ontology annotation, biological process: mitotic cell cycle; microtubule nucleation. Gene Ontology annotation, molecular function: gamma-tubulin binding. Bases 1 to 1386 code for a protein of 461 amino acids. The transcript is spliced from 12 exons. NCBI's taxonomy places the organism in Eukaryota, Oomycota, Saprolegniomycetes, Saprolegniales, Saprolegniaceae. Gene Ontology annotation, cellular component: ciliary basal body; centriole; pericentriolar material. The record is from RefSeq and is a predicted model, not a curated record.
AUGCUCCUCGCGGCCGCGGCCGGGAACGCGGUCAGCAUCUUCGACGUCGAGGGCGGCAACCUGCGCGAAGGCCGCAAGAUCAGCAGCGCGAGCGAGACGACGGCGACCUGCGCGGUCUGGAACCACAACAAUCGUAUCCUGGCGAGCGCAUUUGCCAACGGCCUCCUCUCGAUCAACACGCUCACUGCGCGCGAGCCAUCGCUGUGCAACCUGCAGGAAGGCUCGUCGCCCGACAAGCGCGUCAACGCCGUUCAAUUUAGCGCCGGGUCGCGCUACCUCAUUAGCGGCGGCGCCGACCGCGUUGUCCGCUUUUGGGACCUCAAGCACCAGCAGCUCAAGCACGUCUUCCCCGAGUGCUCGAGCGCGAUCCAGACGCUCGCGUUCACGGGCCAGAGCGACGAGCAUGUCGUCGCCGGCAGCGAAGCGGGCGUCGUGUAUCUGUAUACGCAGAACGGCACGCAGUCGAACGUCCUGCAAGUCGACGGCGAGACGUCGCCAGUUCAAUUCCUCCAGUCGUCGCCGCACCCGUUCGUACGUGACAAGGUCGGCGCCGUCUACGGCUCUGGGUCGCUGCGGGUCUGGGAUGCCGCGACCGCGUCGGUAGUCUCGAGCUUUGAGCAUCUCCACUGGGCGCCGGCGACGGCGCUCGCCUUUUCGCCCGUGAGCAAGAACCUCGUGGCGACCGCUGGCCUCGACAAGCGCAUUGUUUUCUGCGACAUUGCCCAGAAAAAAGAGAUGAACUGCCUCGAAGGACCGUACCCGAUCACGUCCAUGUCUCUCUACUCGAACGGCCACUCGCUCGCGACCGGCACCUCGACGGGGCACAUUCUUAUGUACGACAUGCGUCGGACGGCCAAACCGCUCUCCGUGCACUUGAUUGACGCGCAGAAACCCGAGAGCGUCAAUUUCCUCCAGUUUGGCUCGUCCCUUGACAAGGUGCGCAGCAUGGACGAUCCGUACAGUCGACCCAAGGCGAAGAAACAUCAUUCGUUCAGUAUGCAGGGCAUGCAGUCGUCGCUCCAGCACCUCGCGACACCCAAGGAAGUGCCCGCUGCCCGCGCUUCGUUGUCUCUGCCAUCGUCGCCUCUCGUGCAACCACCGGUGCUCGCGGACUCGCGGCCCGUCACCAACCGAACGAAUGACCCGACGCCGUCGACAACGCUCGAUACAUCGACGCAGCAGUGGCUGCAACGGGAGCUCGAGACGAUGAAGCAAGCACUCUCGGACGAGAUCGCCAACGUGCAUCUAGAGGUUCUUCGACAGCACCAGGCCCAACAGACGGAGAUGACGCGGGCGCUUCAAGACGUCACCAAGCAGCUCCAAGCCAUUCUGGCCGAAAACAAACGUCUCCACGACGAGAACGACCGACUACGCAACGUGUUUUAA